CCUGGCCUGGCAGCAGGUGUGAGUGUGUACAGCUACUGGCCUACUACAUACACUAUGCACAAUUAGAAUGGAAUGAGUCGGAGAAAGGGGAGAGAAUUACUAGUAUAGAAUGGUGUGGAUGGAAGAAGCAAGUAUAAAAAUGCAGAGGAGCCAAGCGCAGGGGACAAGUCCAAAGCUGGCCUGGCUGAGGACGCCAAGAGAGAAACGAGAGACCAGCUAGCUAGCUAUCUGCCAUGGACGCGGCCGGCGACUCACCCGAGCAGUCAUCCUCCGACUCCGGCGAGAGGAUGAAGAAGGUGUGCGUGGCGGUGGGGGCUGGGUCCGACUCCAAGUCCAUGGUGCUGUGGGCACUGCACAAGUUCCCCAAAGAAUCCGGCGCCGUCUCCUUGGUGCUGCUCCAUGUCUACCCCCAACCCAAGCUCAUCCCCAUCAUGGGUGCCAGGAUCCCUGCUAGCCAGGUGCAGGAGCAGGAGCUGAUUGCAUACAAGAAGAUGGAGCUACAAACAAUCAGUGACACUCUGGAUCAACACCUGCUAUUAUGUGCACAGGAAAAGGUACAAGCUGAGAAGCUGGUGGUGGAAUCAGAGGAUGUAGCAGAGGGGCUGGUGCAGCUCAUCGCCGCGCAUCAUGUCACUGAUCUUGUCAUGGGGGCAGCAGCUGAUAAGCAUUACACAAGGGAAAUGAGAGCUCUCAAGUCCAAGAAAGCACGGGCUGUGGAACAGCGGGCGGAUCCUUCCUGCAAAAGAUGGUACAUUUGCAAAGGAACGCUCGUUUACCGUAGGAAUGCCGUUCCCCUUGGCCAUGAAGCACUACCGGAAGGUACUCAUGAGUCUUCUGCUCAACAGUUUUCAGUGGAUAGAUCGACUAGCAUGUCGGAGACUUGGUGUGUUUCAAGCACAUGGCUACACAAACCACACGCCAGGCUGCAGAUGGAAAGGACAACUCCGUGCAGAUCAGACAAUAAUGAAAAGGAAAUUGUCAAAGAAUUUGACGAGGCUGACAAUAAAUUCCAGCAUAUGCUCAGGGAGUUGGAGAGUGUAAGAAAGCAGGCUUAUGAAGAAAAACACGGUCGUGAGAAAGCAGAACAGGAUUUAUUUGAGGCUUUCCAAAAAGCACGAGUCUCCGAGAAUAUGUACUUAGGAGAAGUGAAGCAAAAGAAUGAAAUCGAGGAAAAGUUGGCAACAGUAAUGGAGGAAGUUGAGAGUCUCACAGAAACAACUGAUGGACUUUGUGCAAAGCUUCAAGAGGAACGCAAGAAAAGAUCGGCCCUGGAGAAAAGAACUGCCCAUUCUGACCGUAUCAUCAAGGAUUUGAUGUUGCAGCGCGACAAGGCUGUAAGAGAGGUAGAAGCACUACAUGCAAAGAAAGGAGAGUCCAGUGCAACCGCGGAGGGGACGAUGCACAUCACGGAGUUGUCCAGCUCAGAGAUCAAGGAUGCAACCAACAACUUUGACCACUCAUUGAAGAUUGGAGAAAGUGUUUAUGGAAGCGUGUAUAAGGGAUUUCUUCGGCACACAAAUGUAGCCAUAAAGAAGUUGAAUCUCGAAAGCACAGAAUCACAGUCACAGUCGCAGUUCAAUCAAGAGAUAGAGAUACUCAGUAGGGUGCGGCAUCCAAACCUGGUCACUCUUAUUGGAGCUUGCAAGGAUGCUCAAGCUCUUGUCUACGAAUACAUGCCGAAUGGAAGCUUGGAUGACCGCCUGGCUUGCAAGGACAAUUCUAAACCUCUUAAUUGGCAGCUGCGCACCCGCAUCAUUUCCCAUGUUUGCUCCGCACUCAUCUUCCUCCAUUCGAAUAAACCCCAUAGCAUUGUCCACAGUGACCUGAAAGCAUCUAACAUUCUUCUAGAUGGAAAUAAUGUAGCAAAGCUCAGUGGUUUUGGCGUGUGCCGAAUGGUCACUGAUGAGUUCAGGGACACAACCACUCUAUAUAGGCAUACCCACCCAAAGGGAUCUUUUGUGUACAUUGAUCCUGAAUAUGUUAUGACUGGUGAUCUAACACCGCUAUCUGACGUAUACUCUUUCGGAAUCGUGCUCCUGCGCCUCUUGACUGGAAGACCAGGAUUCGGGCUGUUGAGAGAUGUGCAACGGGCUGUGGAAAAGGGUUGCCUGGGAGCAAUAUUGGAUUCAUCUGCUGGGGGCUGGCCAGCUAUGCAGGCUGAGCAAUUGGCUCGGGUGGGUCUGAAAUGUUGCGAGAUCAGAAGAAAAAACCGUCCAGACCUGCAAAAGGAGGUUUGGACUGUACUUGAACCAAUGUUGAAGCCUGCUUCUAUUAUGUUGUGUUCCUUGUCAUUCAAAUCAGUAUCAGAAGACCUUGGUGGUGUGCCGCCCUACUUCAUCUGUCCAAUACUACAGGAUGUCAUGAGGGAGCCUCUAAUUGCUGCAGAUGGCUUUACCUACGAAGCCGAAGCUAUAAGGGAGUGGAUUGACAGUGGCCACCAUACAUCACCCAUGACAAACCUUGAGCUACUCCACCGUGAUCUUUUGCCGAACCAUGCCCUCCGUUCUGCAAUCCAAGAAUGGCUGCAGACAGAUGCACAAUAAAUGUUAUUUUUAUCAUGAUGGAACUUAAAAAUGAACUAAUACUAUGUCCUUAACUUCUUUACGCACAAUAAUAGGUGCAUACCU
This is a messenger RNA of Triticum dicoccoides, 2627 nucleotides long. Its product is annotated as U-box domain-containing protein 33-like. Lineage: Eukaryota; Viridiplantae; Streptophyta; Magnoliopsida; Poales; Poaceae. Gene Ontology annotation, biological process: protein ubiquitination; protein phosphorylation. Bases 234 to 2543 code for a protein of 769 amino acids. The transcript has 9 exons. Gene Ontology annotation, molecular function: ubiquitin-protein transferase activity; ATP binding; protein kinase activity. The record is from RefSeq and is a predicted model, not a curated record.